AUGGAAGUGCUAGAAAUAUUAUCAGCCGCAGAUGAAUUAUUGCUCACGAAUCUAUUGGAAGCAAUUCUAUCUGAAGAAUUAGAAGAUGAUAUUGUUAGAUGUCAUUUAAAACUUGGUAGUAAACCCAAAUUGGGCACAGAUUUACCAAGAAAUAAUUCUGUUUUAAUAACCCAUCAACAAAAGUUAAGAAUUACUCAAUGGAUUGAUAGGAAUCGAUUAGAAGAUGCAAAGAUUAGUAAUGUUAGUAAUGAUAAGUAUGCUAUCACUUUGAAUGACGAAAGUUACGGUCCUUGUUUUGGCGAUAAAGAUCUUUGGAUGCGUG
This is a messenger RNA of Dentiscutata erythropus, 322 nucleotides long. The record is from the annotation of a GenBank genome assembly. Lineage: Eukaryota; Fungi; Glomeromycota; Glomeromycetes; Diversisporales; Gigasporaceae.